This is a messenger RNA of Leptosia nina, 1935 nucleotides long. The record is from the annotation of a GenBank genome assembly. Lineage: Eukaryota; Metazoa; Arthropoda; Insecta; Lepidoptera; Pieridae.
AUGAAGGUGUAUUGGUUGCUAGUGGCUUUAUUCUUUGAAUUUCCGCUUAGCGAGAGUUUAAAAGCUGGAGAUCCGAAUGUUUGCGAAUCCGAUGUGGACGGCUUAAUAUGCUGCGAGGGUUUUGGAUACGACAGACGCAGUAGAUCAUGCCGCGCAAAAUGCCAACGUGGGUGCAAAAACGGUGUGUGUGUUACCAGAAAUAACUGUGUGUGCACACCACCCCUUGUUCUCAUAAAUGGUAAUGAAUGUGUGCUACCUAUAUGCGAAAGACCUUGCAAGAACGGAAUAUGCACGGGAAGGAACAGCUGCACCUGUCACGAAGGAUACGGUCCUAUCGACAAAUUUACUUGUGAACCAGAGUGUGACCCUCCAUGCCUUCACGGUACAUGCAUGUCGCCUGGAAGAUGCUCCUGCUCUUCAGGAUACACCUUGACUAAUGGAACCUGUGAACCCGUCUGCAACGCCUGCAAUAACGGUGUAUGUAUCGCACCAGGAACUUGCAAAUGUAAUAAAGGAUAUACGAAAGAAAACGGCUCGUGUGUUCCUGAAUGUGAACGACCAUGUGUCAACGGGGUUUGCUCCGAGCCAGAUAAGUGUUCGUGCAAUUAUGGCUAUGAGAAUGAUCCAGCAGAUCGCUAUAAAUGCCGUCCUGUUUGCGCAAUACCAUGCGUCAAUGCUUCCUGUACAGGCCCCGAUACGUGUUCAUGUCUGCCUGAUUACGUUAAGCUGAACAAAACUAUAUGCGUGCCAAAAUGUGACAAUUGCAUUGGCGGCUAUUGCGUUGAACCAAACAAAUGUAAAUGUAGGAACGGUUUUGCUUUAGAUAAUGGGAAAUGUGUACCAAAAUGCGAAGACUGUACACACGGUGUAUGCACAGAGCCAGGAAUCUGCAAGUGUAAUAAAGGAUAUACGAAGGAAAACGGUGUAUGCAUCCCAGAAUGUAAGCGAAGUUGUGUCAACGGAAAUUGCUCUGAGCCAGAUAAGUGUUCUUGCAAUUUUGGUUAUGAGCGCGAUCCUACAGUUCGUUAUAUCUGCCAUCCAAAGUGUGGAGACUGUACGCAUGGUAUAUGCGUUGAACCGGAAAAUUGUGUUUGCGAAAAAGGGUAUGAACGAAAAAAUGGUUCGUGUAUACCAAUAUGUUCGACUGCCUGUGUCAACGGAUAUUGUGAUGCUCCCGAUAGAUGCAAAUGCAAUCCAGGUUUUCGCCCAAAAGAUUCCGUAUAUUGCGAAGAAGAUUGUGGCAACUGUGAAAACGGAAGAUGCGUGGAGGGUGGCAUUUGUUUUUGCAACGACAAUUACACUAUGGUCGAUGGUAUUUGUACACCAAAAUGUUCGGUCCCCUGUGUCAACGCUGAAUGCAUUGCCCCCAAUACGUGUAAGUGCUAUGAUGGAUAUACAAGAAAUCAAACGAUGCCAACCAGCUGCUUUAAGAAGUGCGCUUGCGAUAAUGGAAAUUGUAUCAACAAUGUCUGCAUUUGUCACGCAGGAUUCGAGAUGUUAGAUGACAUCUGUACUGAGAUUAAACCCACUGAUUGCAGUACGUGUGAAGGCAACUGCAGCAGUGGACUCUGCUGGUGCAAGAGUGGCCAGCCUUGUUAUAUGGUGGAGGAACCUGGUGAAGUUGGAUCCGCUGAACCGAAAUUAGCAGGUUUGGAUUUUAGCUGGGUGCUGGGUGGCGUAGGUCUGGCACUUCUCACCUUAGUGAUUAUCGUGAUGGGCCACUUAUAUCGAAAACGAGAUUAUGUCGUUAAAAAUACGGAGUCAGGAGGUAAUGAAAUUGGCAGCGUGGUAUAUACAGUCCCGGACACAUUAUUGCAGAAAAGACCCGGAAGCAUUGUCAACGUUUACGGCGAUUUUGACGAAAAUUACGAAGACGAACAAGAAUCGAAUGCGAACGAUCCACUCCGCCCCUCUCUUGCUGAUGAUAAAUUAUAG